CAAAAAAAAAAUCAUUUACACUAAUUAAUCUAACUAAACUCCCGCCAUGAUUCCCUUGCUACUUCACAUCAUUCUUCUUUUCUGCCAAAUGACCACGCCAUCAUUAGCAUCAUCGUCAUCAUCAUCAGAACUGCAUGAAAUAGCGAAACGCGGCUGCAAAUCGCGGUGCGGCGAUGUAGAAAUCCCGUACCCGUUCGGAAUACGAGCUGGGUGUUAUCUCGACAAAUGGUUCGAAAUCCUCUGCCUCAAAUCCACACCACUUCUGAGACACGACCCGGAGCUAGAGGUCCUGCAAAUCAACGUGGAAAUGGAGUCAACCAUCAAAGUGAGACACCCAAUAACGUUCUCCAAAUGCCGAGAGAAGAAAUUGUACGAAGCAGCGAAUUUGACGGGAAGCCCCUUUGUGUUCUCGCAGAAAAAGAACAGAUUUACUGCUGUGAGCUGCGACCAGCUCGCCCUGAUGAAAUCGACUAACGAUUACUACGCCGACACUGUGGGAGCUUGCAUGUCCAUUUGCGACAAGACUACGACAGAAAAAAGCUGCAACGGCAUGAACUGCUGUCAAACGACGAUCCCUUUGAACCUCAGAUCUUUUCAUACGGAGUUUGGGGAUCAAAUUUCUAUAUAUUGGAGGAAUAAUAGUAGACGGCAACGAGGGGAGUGUGUGUACGCGUUCUUGGUUGAUCUGGAAUGGUUUCAAGUCAACCACUCCGGUGGAUAUAAGGGAAUUAAAGAGAUGGGCAAAGUUCCUGUGGCGUUGGAGUGGAGCUUGUAUAAUUGGACAAUGGAAGACUUGGGAAUUUCCUUUGCGUUAAACAGUACAAGCUCUUUCCAUUGCGAAAACGACAGGAAUGCAAGCUCUUUUAAGUGUUACUGCAAUCGUGGUUUUGAAGGGAAUCCCUAUAUUGUUGAUGGAUGUCAAGAGAAAAAUGAAUGCAAAUCAGACGGUAAUAACCCUUGCGGGGACGGCAUUUGUAUGAAUCUUUCUGGAAGCUAUCAAUGCUUGUGGCCAGAUGAUCCGAGGAAAAGAACAGCAGGAAAGAGGGUUAUUUUAGGUCUUAGCGUGGGAUUCUCACUGCUAUUCCUACUAAUUUCGUCAUGGUGUCUACACAAGAUUAUAAAGAAGAGACGAAGAACUCGACGUAAGGAAAAGUUUUUCAAACGAAACGGUGGUUUAUUGUUGCAGCAAGAAAUGUCUUCAAGCAAAGUUAAUGUAGAGAAAACCAAGUUGUUCACAGCAAAGGAGUUAAAGAAGGCUACAGACAACUUCAAUGCCGAUAGAAUUCUUGGACAAGGAGGCCAAGGAACAGUUUAUAAAGGGAUGCUAGCAGAUGGAAGAAUUGUUGCCGUAAAGAAGUCCAAAAUACUUGAUGAGGGUAAAAUCGCCGAAUUCAUCAAUGAAGUUGUUAUUCUAUCGCAGAUCAAUCACAGAAAUGUGGUCAAAUUGCUGGGGUGUUGCUUGGAGACUGAAGUUCCUCUUUUAGUAUACGAAUUCAUACAAAACGGAACUCUUUCCGAGUAUAUUCACAACAAGAAUGAGGAGUUUCCAUUUACGUGGGAAAUUCGUUUGCGAGUUGCCACAGAAAUCGCAGGAGCUCUUUUCUACUUACACUCUGCGGCAUCUCGUCCCAUUUAUCACCGCGAUAUCAAAUCUACAAACGUACUCUUGGAUGACAAGUACAAAGCGAAAAUUGCGGAUUUUGGGACUUCAAGAACACUCAACGUAGAUCAGACUCAUCUGACCACACAAGUGCACGGAACAUUUGGAUAUUUGGAUCCAGAAUACUUCCAAUCCAACCAAUUUACCGAGAAGAGCGAUGUUUAUAGUUUUGGAGUACUUCUUGUUGAGCUUUUAACAGGACAAAAAGCAAUUUCGAUGAAUAGAUCGCCCGAGGGUAGAAGUCUAGCCAUAUACUUCAUUCUGUCAAUGAAAGAAAACCGUCUGUUUGACAUCCUUGACGCUAAAGUUAUGGAGGGUCCCAAAGAGGAAGUUUUGGUAGUUGCAAACAUUGCAAAUAGGUGUUUGAGUUUGAGUGGAAGGAAAAGACCUACAAUGAAAGAAGUCACAGUAGAGUUGGAGGGGAUCAAAAUAUCAGAAAAGGCCUCAAAUUUUCAACCACAAUAUGAAGAGAUUGAGUACGCUAGAAAAGGAAAAUUAAUCGAUCCUAAUUGGGAUGUCAUCUCGACAUCAUUUGGGUCAGCUUUGGACAGUACUAGUGGUGAUCGUUCUUCUUCUUUGCAUGAACUUCCACUGCUCUCUUUCACAGCACAAAAUUGAAGAAAGAAAUAUACAAAACGUCUAACAAUACUAGCGAGAUGUUUAGCUAUA
Molecule: messenger RNA, 2329 nt
Organism: Morus notabilis
Lineage: Eukaryota; Viridiplantae; Streptophyta; Magnoliopsida; Rosales; Moraceae
Product: wall-associated receptor kinase-like 22
Exons: 3
Coding region: 47-2278 (743 amino acids)
Biological process (GO): protein phosphorylation; cell surface receptor signaling pathway
Cellular component (GO): plasma membrane
Molecular function (GO): protein serine/threonine kinase activity; ATP binding; polysaccharide binding
Source: RefSeq, a predicted model, not a curated record